Messenger RNA from Saccharomyces eubayanus, 1680 nucleotides. It is a transcript of the gene GLG1, whose product is annotated as glycogenin glucosyltransferase GLG1. Lineage: Eukaryota; Fungi; Ascomycota; Saccharomycetes; Saccharomycetales; Saccharomycetaceae. The record is from RefSeq and is a predicted model, not a curated record. Gene Ontology annotation, molecular function: glycosyltransferase activity. The coding region runs from base 1 to 1680 and encodes 559 amino acids. Gene Ontology annotation, cellular component: cytoplasm. The transcript has a single exon.
AUGUGUAGAAAACUAGCCAUUGUCACACUACUGUACUCCGCGGAUUAUUUACCGGGCGUGUUUGCUCUUGGUCAUCAAGUUAACAAACUGUUAAAGGAAGCGGGUAGGAAAGAUAGAAUUGAUGCAUGCCUUGUUGUGACAACUCCCUUAUUCAAUGACAUUUUGAGCGAUUUGGCCAAAGAUCUUUUGAAAACAAUAUACGACGAUAUCGUACUUGUAAACCCUUUGGAAUGCCAAGAUGAAAGUAUUCAGAGAAACAGUGAAAAUCUAGCUCUUUUGGAAAGGCCCGAAUUGUCGUUUGCUCUAAUAAAGGCAAGACUAUGGGAACUAACCCAGUACGAACAAGUUCUAUAUUUGGAUUCAGACACUUUACCCCUGAAUAAAGACUUUCUAAGAUUGUUCGACAUUAUGUCUAAACAAACUAAGUUACAGAUUGGUGCUGUUGCUGACAUUGGCUGGCCAGAUAUGUUCAAUAGCGGCGUUAUGAUGCUGAUACCAGAUGCUGAUACUGCAUCUGUUUUACAGAACUAUGUUAUCGAAAAUACUUCAAUUGAUGGUGCUGAUCAGGGCAUUUUGAAUCAGUUUUUUAACCAAAACUGCUGCACGGAUGAGCUGCUCAAAGAAAGCUUUCCCCGAGAGUGGGUACAGUUAUCAUUUACAUAUAAUGUGACCACCCCUAAUCUUGGUUAUGAAUCUUCACCUGCUAUGAAUUAUUUUAAACCAACUAUCAAACUGAUUCAUUUCAUUGGCCAACAUAAACCAUGGUCUCUGUGGUCUCAGACAAACUUUGUUAGAAACGAAUACAAUACCCAAUGGAAUGGAGUGUACGAGGAAUUUAAGCAGGAAAACAAAUUGGUAGAUGACGUCUCGAAGAUUGAUAUCAAUGAUUUUAAUGAGGACAAUAAUGUUCAAACAGCAUCUCAAGAAACUAUUCCGCAAACAGCAUCUUCAGGGGCUAUUCCUCAAGAUAAUGAUUUUUCUACUGAAAAGGAAGUCGAAACAAUAGACACAAAGCAAGAAGACACCAGAGUCCAGCUCAAUGAGCCAGCUCCCGUUCCUGUUCCACUGGAUUUCACUGAAUGGUUGACAACUUUCAUAAACAAGGAUAAUGUGAAUUCCCAGGCAAUGAACAAAAUGCACGAACACGAAGGAAAUGAUAGUGGUUUUGAUAAAGACGACGCUAAAUCAGAUGAAGACAUCUACGUGAAUAACAGCGACGCUAAACCAGACCAAGAAAGUAUUGCGGAUAAAAACGACGCUAAAUCAGAUCAAGACGGCCAUGUGAAUAACAACGACUCUAAUCCAGACCAAGAGAGUCACGCGGAUGUCACACAAGACCCUAUUACUUAUAAAGAUGACAUAUCAGAGGAUAUAGAACCGCCUGUGCCUACCGAAGACGACGUGAAACUUCUGGAACAGGAUGAGGAGGGUUACGAUGAAUUCCUUCCAGACGUAUGCGAUGCAGAUGCGAUCAACAACGAAGAAGGAGAAGAUUUCGAUGUAGGAAAAGUGGGAAGGAGUGUUGAAGAUGCACUCGAAAAAGAGAAUCCGACAGAGGACGAACCCAACAAUUCACCUCAAGAAAUGCCGAACUUCAGGUUCGACUGGGAAGAUUCUGAUUACCUAUCAAAAGUUGAAAGGUAUUUCCCUGAUGACGUCUUUGAAUAUGCAGUAGAAUGA